Molecule: messenger RNA, 2591 nt
Organism: Pomacea canaliculata
Lineage: Eukaryota; Metazoa; Mollusca; Gastropoda; Architaenioglossa; Ampullariidae
Product: solute carrier family 46 member 3-like
Exons: 4
Coding region: 276-1928 (550 amino acids)
Biological process (GO): transmembrane transport
Cellular component (GO): membrane
Molecular function (GO): transmembrane transporter activity
Source: RefSeq, a predicted model, not a curated record
AUGGGUGAGGUUUAGCAUCGAGGGCUGAAUGUUGAGGUUCUGAUGAUCUUCCAGACGGUAAUGGCCAUCUCGCAUGACUGUGCGCGUGCAGCUCUCAUGGGCAGGGAGUGAAAGACUUGCAGUCCGGUGCUAGUCUGGGCGUGUAGUCACCUUGGACUAAUCAGAUGCCGAUUCUCUAACCCUAACUCUCUUUGACACUACUCUAAGGUCAAGGUUUGCUCAAAGAAAGUGUCCUGAAAGUGUUCUGUAGCUGAAAAGGUUAAAGGAAAACCACCAUGGCCGACAUAAAAAGACUGCUGUCAGAUGAGCAAGAAACUCACUUCGGAGAAGACAACCACUUGCUAACUCCACCCGUAGAAGCCUGCAGAGGUCCUCCUCUCCUUGCGCAUUCUGCAUACGGGCGAGCGGAGAUCGCGUCUUUACCUCUGACCCUAAGAGGCGUGGGCAGGCGCUGGGGUCACAACCUGCCGUCCUACCGCCUGCGAUCUCGUGAGAGUCUGGAGGGACACACCAGCUCCUACUCCCCGCACCGCGCGCGCCUGGCGCUGCUGAUCUUCCUCUUCCUGAGGGACGUGGCCACCAACACCAGCGGCUCCAUCGGCUCGCAGUACAUGAACUACCGCUUCCAGCGCAUGUACGUGGGUGAUGGCGACGUCAACUCCACCGUUACCACCACCAACAACGCCUCAGUCUGCAGCUCUACCGUUAGCAAUGCCACGAACCAGGAGGAGGACGAGGCCCAGAAGCAGUUGACGGCCUUCAAUUUGUACGUCUUCUACACUGGCACGUGCACCAUGAUCGUGGCCGCCUUCUUCAUGGGCGCCCUGUCCGACGUCAAGGGGCGGAGCCUGCUGCUGGUGCUGCCCAGCUUGGCCAGCCUGCUGGACCAUGUGUACCACUUGUUGAUGAUGUGGUUCGACCUGGACGUACGCUUCCUGUACCUGGUUGCGGCGCUGCACGGCAUCACGGGGUCCUACUGCGCCCUGUCGAUGGGGAUCUUCGCCGUCACCGCCGACCUGACACCGCCCAGCAAAUCCCGCACCAUGGCCAUCGCCGUGAUGGAGUUCGUCACUGCCAUUGCCGCCGUAGUGGGCAAGCUAGUGUCCGGCUACCUUCUGCAAAACUUUGGCUACUUCAACGCCAGCCUCCUGCCCGCCCUCUUCUACCUCGCCUCGUUCCUCGUCUGCGUCGUCGCUGUGCCCGAGACUGUGCCGCUGCAGGACCGUGAGAAGCAGCCGCGCUGCCCCAACCCACUCAAGUCCGUCAAGAACAUUUUCAUUUUCUACAUAGCAGGCCCCAAGUGGAAGCGAUUCCAGUUCACUCUUUCCUUGCUUCUCCUUUCUGUUAUCACCGUGUGUACCGCCGGCCAUGGCGGUGUCUUCACCCUCUACCUGUUGGCGCCGCCCUUCUGCUGGGACCCUGAGCAGUUCGGGGUGUACGGGGCUGCUGGAACGGCCACCCAAUCCUUCUCCAGGCUGAUCGGCCUCAAGACUAUGCACGUGUUUUUCUCCGAUUCCGUCAUCCUACUCCUCGCAAUCAUGUCUUUGGCCGGCUCACUGGUUAUCGAGGGCUUGUCCUCCACUACCGCCAUGAUGUACGGCACUAUACCAGCCGGUCUCAUCUCACCCCUCAUCUCCCCCAUCGUCCGCUCUCUGAUGUCCAGUAUGGCAGGUCCUCAAAAACAAGGGGCGCUGUUUACCAGCAUCGCGGUGGUGGAGACGGUGUGCAGCAUAGCAUCGACUACAGCCUACAACACGCUGUACAGCGCCACCCUCUCCUACAUGCGCGGAGCUGUCUUCCUGUACAUGGCGGCCGGCCUGGCCUUCUGCAUCCUCAUCAUUCUGGGCCUCAUGCGGAUUGCACAGCUCGGCCCUUCGGUAUAUGAGGAGGUCCUGCAGGAAGAAGAGGAUCAGCUUCAGACCACGUGACUGCCACGUGGCUUAUCACCUCGGUUCGACGUAAAUGUGGACGUUUAGCGUGUUCUCAGUGUGCAGAGACGACUGAUAGUCCGUGUUGUCUCAACAGUGUAACCUUCACUCUACCUCGGUCUCGUGCAUUCCACUGAAUGCUCCGCGUUCUGUUGAUGGACGAUAAGAGAAAAGUUUCUAGAUCUGAUACUUUUCAGGUAAUUACAGAAAAUUACAGAGAACAUCUCAGAAAAUGAGGGUAUGUCAUCAAUUAUUCAGCGCAUGCGCAGUACACGCUCGUUGGUGGUUAAAGCGGAAGUGGGGGUUCAGGUUGUUAGCCACUUCGUUAUCUCUUCGUGUCGCGUACAACAUAACCACAAUAUUUGUUCUUCUAGUUUUUAGGUAUUUACUGUCUGAAAAGAAGAUACUAUUAACUUUUCUCCCACCUUUCUUCGUUGACUGUUGCGGCAAUGCAGUAUACAGGCUUAUUCACUCUUUCUCUUCACGCUCAUGUCUCAGCAAAAGUAACUGAUGGCUGACCCCGGCAUCCGUGUAACCACCGAUCAGCGAGUAGUGCACAAUAAAUAUGUUUUUUAUUACUGGCCACAUCCUUACAGAAAUAAAAGAAUAUGAAGUGAUGUUUUGCCUUUAAAUUUCGCCUUGACAUGUUUGCUAAAUCAUUAA